This is a messenger RNA of Dama dama (fallow deer), 3024 nucleotides long. RefSeq names its product arylsulfatase G (gene ARSG). The coding region runs from base 660 to 1985 and encodes 441 amino acids. The record is from RefSeq and is a predicted model, not a curated record. Gene Ontology annotation, molecular function: arylsulfatase activity. The transcript has 13 exons. NCBI's taxonomy places the organism in Eukaryota, Metazoa, Chordata, Mammalia, Artiodactyla, Cervidae.
GGGGGCGCGGGGCGCGCGCGGAGCCGGGAGUGCGUCCGUGCGGGCCCGGCCGGGCGAGGCCAGGCCUCUGCGCGUCAACCCUGCCCACUCCUCGGUGCCCGUGGGUCCUCAGAGCGGCUCCGGGCCCUGCGCCGUUCCUGGGAGCCCGUGAGCGCGUGCGGACAGAGGCGGUGACAUUCACGUGAUGGUGUAGCUCCGGCCUCCCCUUCGCCCGUGUUAUCAACAGGUGACCCGCGCGGGCUCCCUGAGGAAACCUUACAGACACACGAAGCCUUCCACCAUCUGGAACUCAGAAACUCGACUGGGCAGGACUGUGGCUUCUGGACCGUCCAGGUGUUCCACAGAUGUGAGCAUUUAUCCCGCACUCGCCAGCUGGAGCCCCGAACAGCUGCACGGCCUUGCUCCGGCUCACACCACCCUGAACUGAGGGCUCGUUUUCCAAGUGGCCAAGAGCAGCUGCUGACACUGCGGUCUGACUGCCGCACGCUGCCUGCCCCCUCCCGGAGCUGGGCUGGAGUCUCCUGACUUGAAUUAGGGUUCCAGGUGGGGGCCUCGUUUCUGUAGCCCCCAACACCCCGAUAGGCGUCCCCAUCACCCCGGUGUCUUCCGGCAAACUCCACCACCGUGUCACUUCACAGACAGAAUCCUCCCCGAUCACCAUGGCCUGGCUUUCCCUAAAGGUCUUGUUGGUGGGGCUGAGUUUCCUGGGAUGUCUUUAUCCUCUCGUGGAUUUUAGCUUCAGUGGGGAAACAAGAGGACAGAAACCGAAUUUCGUGAUCAUUCUGGCGGAUGACAUGGGGUGGGGUGACCUGGGAGCUAACUGGGCAGGCACGAAGGACACCGCCAACCUGGACAAGAUGGCUGCAGAAGGAAUGAGGUUCGUGGAUUUCCACGCAGCGGCCUCCACCUGCUCACCCUCCCGGGCGGCCCUGCUCACUGGCCGGCUGGGCCUCCGCAACGGAGUCACUCACAACUUUGCAGUCACGUCUGUGGGGGGCCUUCCACUCAACGAGACCACCUUGGCCGAAGUGCUGCGGGGGGCUGGCUACGUCACGGGGAUGAUUGGGAAGUGGCAUCUUGGGCACCAUGGCUCUUACCACCCCAACUUCCGUGGCUUUGACUACUACUUCGGGGUCCCCUACAGCCACGACAUGGGCUGCACUGACACCCCUGGCUACAACCACCCCCCGUGCCCGGCGUGUCCCCGGGGCGACAGACCAUCCAGGAACCUUGAGCGGGACUGCUACUCUGACGUGGCCCUUCCUCUGUACGAAAACCUCAACAUCGUGGAGCAGCCCGUGAACUUGAGCACCCUUGCACAGAAGUACGCCGAGAAGGCCACCCAGUUCAUCCGGCAGGCGAGCACCAGCGGGAGACCCUUCCUGCUGUACGUGGGCCUGGCGCACAUGCAUGUGCCCCUGGCCGGGACGCCGCCGUCAGCAGGACCCGGGAGUCUAAGGCCGUACAGCGCGGGUCUGCGGGAGAUGGACCGCCUCGUGGGCCGGAUCAAGGACACAGUUGACCUCGCGGGGAAAAACAACACAUUCCUCUGGUUUACAGGGGACAAUGGCCCGUGGGCUCAGAAGUGUGAGCUGGCCGGGAGUGUGGGGCCCUUCACCGGAUUGUGGCAGGCUCGUCGAGGAGGAAGUCCCUCCAAGCAGACCACUUGGGAAGGAGGGCACCGCGUCCCGGCCCUGGCUUACUGGCCCGGCAGGGUCCCCGUCAACGUCACCAGCGCAGCUCUGCUGAGCGUGCUGGACAUCUUCCCCACUGUGCUGGCCCUGGCUGGGGCCCCCCUGCCCGGAGGCCGACGCUUUGACGGUCUGGACGUCUCGCAGGAGCUGUUCGGCCGGGCGCAGACGGGACACAGGCUCCAUGGAAACUUUGAAUCACGCGCUGUUCCACCCCAACAGCGGGGCUGCCGGAGAGGAUGGAGCGCUUCAGACCGUCCGCCUGGAGCGGUACAAGGCCUUCUACGUCACUGAUGGGAAGCGUCUAGAUUACAGCCCUUACAUUACUCUAUCGAAGAGGUAUGAUUUCUCCAGGCUGAGUUAAUUUCAGAAGUCGGGACCCAGCCAGAAAGGCCUUGGCACCACAACGCUGGGAUCAUACGACGUAAUAAGACUGUUGGAAAUGAUCACAACCAGAAAGGAAUGAUGACACCCAGGGGAGGUCUGUUCUUCUCUGCAGUCACCCAGCUCCCAAGAGAGUUAGCAGAGGGAGCAGGGAGAUGUCAACAGAUGGGGUGAAAGUUGUGAACAGGAUAAAAGAGGACACAGCCUGAGGGAGCUCUGAUUCCUUCUCUCACCCCAUCCUUGAAACUCUGCAUCCGAACGACUUAAACCUGCUUUGCGAUGAGUGAGGUGAACUGACACCGGCUACAUUAGACCAGAGAAAGACCUACGUGUCCUGUGAUGAGGACGGGAUUUUAGAGUUUUAGGUGAACUAGGUGGUGGUUUUGUCGUUGUCAUGCGUGACUCUCUUUUGCGACCCCGUGGACUGCAGCCCACCAGGAUUCCCUGUCCAUGGGGUUCUCCAAGCAAGAAUACUGGCCUGGGUUGUCAUUACCGUCUCCAGAGAAUCUUCCCCACCCAGGGAUCAAACCCAAGUCGUCUGCAUUGAAAAGGGGAUUCUAUACCCUGAGCCAGCAGGGAAGCCCCCUCACCUAAUCUCCUUAAACCGGAGGAGGCUAGCUUUUAUACUUUGUUAGGACUGGGCUCUGUUGAAGUUUGUCUUUAAUCCUAGGUAAAUGCCUUUAUCCUGGGCCAUAGUCUUCGCUCCUAGCACGAACAUUUAAGGACUUUAGUGGAAAACGAAGUGUUUAUCAGGCCUGUCUAGCUUAGUAGCAUUCACACCGUGAGCUCCACGUGUGUUCCCGGCUGAGCCCUUCAGACUUGCAGUGUGGGUGAACCGGUCUCUCCGCUGCACGCCGGUUCAGGGCUCACUCCGGUUACCACUCAGAAUUCACCGCGGUGCUCUGCACACCUCGGGCCGACGAUGGGUUGACGGGGUCUCUGCCGUCCC